CUGUGUGGCAGACUUUUACAAGCGUGCAAUUACGUAACAAGCCACUGACGUCCGCACAGAAAGUCCAGUUUGCAUAAAUUUUGGGACGAGAGGACGCCGCCUGUCUUACCUUCGCCCGCUUUUGCUCUAAAAAUCUAAUGGCUUCCACCCCGCCGAAAAAUUUCUCAUGGGUGGACCCAGGAAAAGUGGCCGGGCUGGCCCUUCCCCGGAUGACGGCAGAGUACCAGUAUCUGCUGGACCAGGGCAUCCAACACCUGGUGUGCCUGUGCGAGUGCAAGCCGCCCAAUUACGACACAUGUCCUAAGUUGCAGCUGCAUCACAUCAAGAUCAACGACUUCACUCCACCGUCGCCGUCUCAGAUCGAUAAAUUCCUCGCCAUUGUGGACGAUGCCAACAGCAAAGGAGAGGGAGUGGCUGUCCACUGCAUGCAUGGCCACGGAAGAACGGGCACCAUGCUGGCCUGCUACCUGGUCAAGACGAGGAAAAUGGCCGGCAUCGACGCCAUCAACGAGAUCCGCCGACUGCGCUCGGGCUCCAUCGAAACCCACGACCAAGAAAAGGCAGUGGUACAGUUUUAUCAACGCAUUAAGUAGAUAGCGUUACCGCUAUUUGUGGGGAACUGGAGAAAAUCUUUUGAGUAAUCGAGACAAUUCCCUGAAAAAGCUUUCUAAUUACCAAGAGAUGCCAGAAGAUGGCGGCAAAGCACUACUUUUAUUGCUUUAUCAUAAGCGACUGUAGAUUCCAAAAGAAUCAGCUCACAGAUGGUAUGAGAUUUCAACAGUGUUGUACAAGAUGAAAUACUUGAUGAUUUCGAGUCUGUAAUUGAGACUUUAAAAUGCGAUCGAGCCAAAAAGAAAGUUCAAGGACACUAAAAUCAAGUGUUGUACCAUAAUAAGUGUUUUACGAUCGGUCAGGGUCUAACCCGAAAGCUUUGUUUUGACAUAACUUUGUGUGGGCAAUUUUUUUAAAACAAGUUUUGCUAAAUUUGAGCCUUCAUUUAUGCACUGGAUGCCAGAGAAAAUAGACGCUGACGCUCCUUGAACGGUAGCUUCUCGGGAGCCGACGUCCGCCGCGCUUUGUCUUCCCGGCACCUGCGGAUCAAUACAGUUUUUAUUUAUCUGUUUUUAAAAAAAAAAAAAAAAAAUUAAGUUAAAGACUUUUCACCAUGGGAACAAAACUUCCCAAACUUCUCAGGGAUCGCUUGCAAAGUGGAGAAGCUAACGUGGUUCACUCUGUCACAAAACAAUAAUGAUGACUUUUUCUUCGGACUCACUCUGGUGUGUUGUCUUGUAGUCGUCCACUUGAUAUGUAAUCUGCCCCCC
Messenger RNA from Hippocampus comes (tiger tail seahorse), 1322 nucleotides. It is a transcript of the gene dusp23b, whose product is annotated as dual specificity phosphatase 23b. Bases 138 to 593 code for a protein of 151 amino acids. The record is from RefSeq and is a predicted model, not a curated record. The transcript is spliced from 3 exons. Lineage: Eukaryota; Metazoa; Chordata; Actinopteri; Syngnathiformes; Syngnathidae. Gene Ontology annotation, biological process: protein dephosphorylation.